UGCUUGCCGAAGCCCCGCAGAGUUGAUCUGUCAACCUGACCGAAAGCCUUGACACUUGCUGGCGGACUCUGCCGGGUGGUGACAGGUUUAUUUCGGCAUAGGGAUACAAGAUAAAGAGAACAACGUCGUUGGGAUAUGGUUGUUAGGGAAACGGGGCUGUGUCAGUGGUGGUUUAGAAGUAACCGUCGUCUGUCAGAAUUCCAACUAUCCAACAGCCGAGCUAGCCAUUUAGCUAAUUACUGAAGACCACCGGGAGCUCGCUGUGCAGGGGACACGCAUUAAUGUCGCCUCUGGUGAGGAUUAUCCAUCGGUAGGUGUUCAUUUGGACUCAGUGACCCCGCUGUGAUGAUAUCCUGACAGUUCACCUCGUCCGUUCCUGACACUUUCCUAAGCCUGGCUAGCGAGCCCACUCGGCUAACUAGCCGGUUUUUAAACUGCCUCAGCGUCGCAACCAGUAACCAGCAACCAGCUUUCGCCGUGGCAGUGAACCCCCGGUUUAAUACGUUGACCGUGUGCGAACCUCGGUGUGCGGACACGGGGGACGCCCAAGACCCCCGUCUUGCGGAAGGACCGUACGAAGGGCCCCUGUUUUAUGACAGUCUGCGGGGAGAGAGGAGCUAGCAGAGAGGACACUCGGCCAUUCAGCGCGGCAGAGGCGGUGCGCUGCAGAAGGAGACACCGGACUGCACGGAGGAAGAGUCCCACACGUUUGGCUACUGUGAUCCGGGAGUUAUCCGGACAGAGACCUCAUGAAUGGAACUCGGAACUACAGCCGUUGGGGCCCAGUCCCUGUUCGCCAUGCCUCGGCGGCCUGGCUUUGGCACCAUGGGGAAGCCCAUCAAGCUGCUGGCCAACUGCUUCCAGGUGGAUAUCCCCAAGAUGGAUGUCUACCUCUACGAGGUGGACAUCACACCUGACAAGUGCCCCCGGAGAGUCAACAGGGAGGUGGUCGACUCAAUGGUAAAGCACUUUAAGGUGACAAUCUUUGGGGAUCGCAGGCCAGUCUAUGAUGGAAAGAGGAGCCUGUACACAGCCAACCCACUGCCUGUGGCUCCUGCAGGGGUGGACCUGGAUGUCACUCUACCAGGUGAGGGAGGCAAAGAUCGCCCCUUCAAAGUUUCCAUCAAGUUUGCGUCUCUGGUCAGCUGGCACAUGCUCCACGAGGUGCUGACCGGCCGCUGCAUGCCUGAGCCCCUGGAGCUUGACAAGCCCAUCAGCACCAACCCGGUGCACGCAGUCGACGUGGUGCUGCGACACCUGCCCUCCAUGAAGUACACUCCGGUUGGUCGCUCCUUCUUCUCGGCUCCUGAGGGCUAUGACCAUCCCCUGGGAGGUGGGAGGGAGGUUUGGUUUGGUUUCCAUCAAUCUGUGCGCCCUGCCAUGUGGAAGAUGAUGCUUAACAUUGAUGUGUCCGCCACCGCCUUCUACAAGGCUCAGCCAGUCAUCCAGUUCAUGUGUGAAGUGCUGGACAUCCACAACAUAGACGAGCAGCCUCGCCCUCUCACAGACUCGCACCGGGUCAAAUUCACCAAAGAAAUUAAAGGUCUGAAGGUGGAGGUGACGCACUGUGGAACCAUGCGGAGGAAGUACCGCGUCUGCAACGUGACCCGUCGGCCUGCUAGCCAUCAAACGUUCCCUCUACAGUUGGAAAACGGUCAGACUGUAGAGCGCACUGUAGCCCAGUACUUCAGGGAGAAGUACAGCCUGCAGCUCAAGUACCCACAUUUGCCCUGUCUACAAGUGGGCCAGGAGCAGAAGCACACCUACCUGCCCCUGGAGGUGUGUAACAUUGUAGCAGGUCAACGUUGCAUCAAGAAGCUGACCGAUAAUCAGACCUCCACGAUGAUCAAAGCCACGGCUCGCUCUGCGCCCGACAGACAGGAGGAGAUCAGCAGGCUAGUGCGCAGUGCCAACUACGAGGCAGACCCCUUUGUGCAGGAGUUCCAGUUCAAGGUUCGCGACGAGAUGGCCCAAGUGACGGGGCGAGUGCUACCUGCCCCUAUGCUGCAAUACGGCGGCAGGGUGAGCACAGAGCACUUUAUGAACCGCACUGUAGCCACGCCCAGCCACGGGGUGUGGGACAUGAGAGGGAAGCAGUUCCACACCGGGGUGGAGAUCAAGAUGUGGGCCAUCGCCUGCUUCGCCACACAGAGGCAGUGUCGCGAAGAAAUACUCAAGGGUUUCACAGACCAGCUGCGUAAAAUCUCUAAGGAUGCUGGGAUGCCCAUCCAGGGUCAGCCAUGUUUCUGUAAAUACGCCCAGGGAGCGGACAGCGUGGAGCCCAUGUUCAGACACCUGAAGAACACAUACGCCGGACUGCAGCUCAUCAUCGUCAUUCUGCCCGGAAAAACUCCUGUCUAUGCGGAGGUAAAGCGCGUUGGGGACACCCUCCUGGGCAUGGCCACGCAGUGCGUCCAGGUGAAGAACGUGGUGAAGACGUCUCCUCAGACCCUCUCUAACCUCUGCCUCAAGAUCAACGUGAAGCUGGGAGGCAUCAACAACAUCCUGGUGCCUCACCAACGCCCAUCAGUGUUUCAGCAGCCAGUUAUCUUCCUGGGAGCAGAUGUCACACACCCUCCUGCUGGAGAUGGGAAGAAGCCUUCAAUCGCAGCAGUGGUAGCCAGUAUGGACGCUCACCCCAGCAGAUACUGUGCCACAGUGCGAGUCCAGAGGCCCAGGCAGGAGGUGAUCCAGGACCUGGCCUCCAUGGUGCGGGAGCUGCUCAUCCAGUUCUACAAGUCCACUCGCUACAAGCCCACCAGGAUCAUUUUCUACAGGGAUGGGGUUUCAGAAGGCCAGUUCAGACAGGUGCUGUAUUAUGAGCUGCUGGCUAUUCGUGAGGCCUGUAUCGCCCUGGAGAAGGAGUACCAGCCUGGCAUCACAUACAUUGUUGUGCAAAAACGCCACCACACGCGCCUCUUCUGCGCCGACCGCAAUGAGAGAGUCGGACGUAGUGGAAACAUUCCUGCUGGUACCACCGUGGACACGGACAUCACACAUCCCUACGAGUUUGACUUUUACCUCUGCAGUCACGCUGGAAUACAGGGCACCAGUCGGCCCUCCCACUACCAUGUUCUGUGGGACGACAAUUGUUUCACCGCUGACGAGUUCCAGCUGCUCACAUACCAGUUGUGCCACACCUACGUGCGCUGCACCCGCUCCGUCUCCAUCCCUGCGCCCGCCUACUACGCCCACCUGGUGGCCUUCCGUGCCCGCUACCAUCUGGUGGACAAAGAACAUGACAGCGCUGAGGGCAGCCAUGUGUCCGGGCAGAGUAACGGUCGGGACCCCCAGGCGCUGGCCAAAGCCGUUCAGAUUCACCACGACACCCUGAGGACCAUGUACUUCGCCUGAGCUACACCUACCAUCACCACCAUCGACCCCCCCCCCCCCCCUUUACACACACACACAGACACAACCAUGCACACCUGGCUCACCAGUCGAGGAGUCUUCAGAUGUGCAAGUCCCGCCCCCAACCCCCCCCUAAACGCCUAGUCAAUCCAGACCUGACACUGUGCAGAGGAGAGGAGGGAGGAGGGAGGGGAGGAGGCACCCCCACACUGGACUGAGGAUGCAAAAGCUGCUUUAAAAACAAACAAGAGAAACUCAGCACUAUUAUGCAAUAUUGAACAAGCCAACUAGUUUAUUUUCUCCUCCAUCAAACCCCCUUCUCAGCGCCCCUCUUUUCCCCGGUUUGUCUCCUUUACUUGUGGCCUUGUGGGUCCUUUUCCCUUCCUUUAGCACAGUCUUUCCUUAAAUCUUCUCCUUUGCCAUCUACAAUACCUCAAGUCAGUUUAAGCAGCAGCACUUUUACAUUCUGUUUUAAUAUUACAAAAGAGGAAGCGGAGAAAGGAAGGGUCAGCGUUGUUGGUGGUGAUUUACUUUGGACCAGAAGUCCUCCCAGUUGCGCCAGUUAUUUUUCCUUUCUCCUCUUGUUUCCCUCUGAUCUGUCACUUUUCAUUCCUGUGUGAAAUCACCAGUUUCUUUUUUAGUUGUUGAGCACAACACACUGCCACCUGUUGGCCACGAGGUAUAAAUGCCCCUUUAAAGUCACAACAUUGAGUUGUUGUCUUACAAGGUUUCCGAUGAGUUUGGAUUUAUCUUUAGCAGUCAGCUGUCACAUUUAAACUGACAGUUUCUAUUGGCUGAUAUUUAAAUUGCAGCCAUCUAUGGAUUUUUAUUUAAAGUAUAACACUGUUAUUUGAUUCUGAUUUUUAUUUUUCUUCUACAUUAUGUGAAACAUUUUAUUAUUACGACUUUUUUUUAAAUCAUUUUAAUCAUGUAAGCUUGUGUUUUUAAUCAGAGUAUUCAUCAUGCAUUCAUGCUCUCAGUGCUUUAUCUCACAUUUCCCUCUCUUGAGUUUGAGAUCACAUCAAUGGUUUCCUCUAGUGCAAUAAAUAGCUGAACUAAGGGACGUGGCUCUAAGAGGACGUAAAUGAUACAUAAGAGCAGUUCAUUUGAAAGUGAGUGUCCUCAAAAGGAGAACGGUUUGCCACUCGUGAGGCACGUAUGUAUGGCUCCUCAUUGAGACAGUUGAUCAGCAUGUUCUUAGAGUUUGCCCUUGACGUUGGGCAAAAAUGGUGCAACUGCAGUUUCAUGUUUUUACUUGAAUUGAAGGAUUUGAUGCCUCCGUGGUUUGAGAUGAUCAUCAUUUCAUAAUUCCUGAUCAUCAGUUUGCUAAUGAGGCUGAUUUUCUAAGGCAGCAAAGAGGAGUGUAAAGGCCAUAAAGAGGUAGUAUUCAAGUGCCUGGUGGAAGUGAAAUAUUCAAACUUGUUAUAGGGAUCAUACUUCAGUUGGUUAAAUAAUCAGAUAGCAUAUUCCAACAAAUGGACAGCAUAAGAAGGUUUCACCCGAUGCCUCUUGUUCUCCUGACUUUUCUAUACAUCUCAUUCUAAUCAUCCUAAGAUCAAUGUAUUUAUUAUGUUUGCCUACACAGCAGUGUUAGCUAGCUGUUGGCGUUGCUUUGAAGCAGUGUUUGAGCGAGCCUUGCUGUCUUUGUGCUUAAACUUCACCUGACAUGUAUCCAGCUGCUACAGUGUGUUUGUACCUCGAGUCAAACUCUUCAUAAACCAGAUCCUACAAUAAAUUCUGCCGGACUUGUAAUGUAAUUCCUGUCCAUGCAACCGGGCCCAAAGUGGUGACUUGCUGCAGAGGAGUUCGGUUGGUGACCAAUAUUUGCAGCAAAAGUCCUGCUGUUUGUUGAUUUGGGUCACAGCUUAGCUCCUCUGUGCCACUGAAAGCUCGUCUCGGGGGUGUUUUUAAAAGCUAACUGCACUUAAAAGAAGCUGUGUUUGGGGAGUGAACACAGGCCUGGUGCUACUCUGUCUGAAUUAGAAUCUGAAUGAGACUCUGGAUGAGCAGGUGGGAAGGGAAGUAGAAAAAGGAACAGUAGACCUCACUCACUUUAGGACAGGAGAAAAUCCCACUGCUAUGGUUUGAGGAUGUCAAUCGGUAGUGUUGAAAACCUGUAACGGUACGAUGGCGGACGUUCCCUCGGAGGUGUAUUGUUAGUCCUUCUGACUGCCUUUCAUAGGCUAGCCUUCCAGUGAGGAAGCCAGUGGGUUUGAGCCUUCAUCAUUUCACUAGAAUCAUGUAGUGAAAGCCUUUUUCAAAGCCAGAUCAAAAGUAUAUUUGUACAUUUUAAAUGAUGUAAUGCACACCACUUAUUUUUGCUAACGGAAACAAAUGUAGUCUAAUUAUUAAUCUUAGUAAUACAUGUAUUAUGAAAAGUAAUGGUUAAAAAAAGGUAUAAUAACAAAGUAUUGCAAUAGACUGUUGACUUGUUCCUGUGUCACUGUAUGACGUAUAGUUUAUAUGUGAACAGUGGUGGGUUUGUUGAAACUAGUGACGUGUGUUUGGACUGUCAUACUGUUAUUGAUAGGGAUGGGGACUUUAAACCGCCUCUUGCUUCGAUGUUUGGAUGUUGAAUGCCUAUUUCUUUCCCUUUUUUUUGUAGAUCUCGUACAGUCAGAGGUUUCUUGUAGAGGAGAGAACAUAUUCCAUACUGUACUCUUAAAGGCUUUGUAUUAAGACGUUAAAUCCCUUUUGUGGUGACAAAGGGUAAAAUAGACUAAGAGUCGGUUGUAUUAAGCUUCAGAGUUUCUGCUCUUGAAUGGUUUUUUUAAGGUUUUUUCUUCAACUGGUGCUGACGCCUGCUCCUUAUCAGGAAAACGAGUGAAAAGAAAAUGUGGUUCUGAAAGUGUUGUUGAUCCAUUUCAAGGACACGUGUGAUCAAAGACAAACGUAACAAGUGGUAGUGGUUCUCCAUUUCUUUUGUGUUAAAGCUUGGAGGGAUUUACGUGGGAUUGCCACCUCUGUUGCUUUACUCUCCUUACCCGAGCCACUUCAUGAGUUACCCUGCCGGUAAGUCUGGAGUGACAAAGCCUGUAAUCUUAUUGCUGCUCUUUUCCCCUUUUUUGCUCUCGAACAUUUACUCCCCUUCGCCAGAGGACUAAAAUCCACGGCCGUACAAUCCCAUCCUGUACCGCUGGGAGGCACGAGGAAGAUUAGAGCUCUGUAAGAUAUAGCAGAUUCAGUUUUUAAUUUAAAGAUGUGUGAUUUAGACGGAAUUAAAGCUGAUCAGCGAUACGUUUGUGGCAGGUUUUGUUGGAGGUAUCAUUUGAGUCCAUUUAUAACUCACUAUCUCUGCCGCUGGUAAUGGAUGUUCAGUUUGUGUAUUAUCUACUCUCUGGAGGGCAGUUGAACACAUGUUUACAUAGCAGAUGUGUUUGCCUCGCUUACAAACUGAAAUGUCAUCAGCUCUGCUUUGCAAAUAUCAGCUAGUAGAGAAGUGACCUAACAUGAGCAAGGCCGGACGGAGCCUGUGGAAGUGAACGCUGGAAGGGAUACGAAGACAUUGUUUAUUUGGCCAAUUUGUCCUCAGCAGACAUUUGUGUUACAGAGAAGGGGGUGUAGUCUUGUUUGUUUCUAUUAAAAUGACUUGAUUGAAAUGAGAGGCUACACCCAGCCUAAAGCCAGCUGUGGCCUUUGGCUCUCUGAUUAGGAUUCCUAAUAAUACAGUCUUUUUCUGGAAGCUGGAAAACGUCUUACACCUACUAAACGAAGGCUGUCUGAUGAAGAAAAAACGGCAAAAUGAAGGUCAAUGUCACCUUUUUAAAUGGAAGUGUUCCAUUUCUAGUAAUCCAUCUUUGUCCCUGAUUUUGGUCGCUCUCUAUUUGCAGUGAAAGGUAGCAAUGGAGCGAGAACAAGUCCACAGAAAGUGCCUUUCCUCUUGAUGGUGCUGUAAAUGGAAAGAUAAAAUGUAAAAAUUCAAAGACAUCUCCUUGAACAUACUGCAGUGCAGGAACAGCUGCAUUUACACACAUACUGUACACAUUUAUUUCCUUUAGAAAUGGCAAUGCAAACUUGUGUUUCCUGUAUUUAGACAUUACGCCUCAAUAGAAGUAGAAUAUAUGCCAAGUAUAUGGUUGUGGUUGAGCUUUCGCUUCCUAUUGCAUUUAGUGUCUUGGACCAAUGGUGUCGUUGGUACAGUGGAAGGUGUGUUUUUGGGGUGGAUAGCUGACGAUAGCAUAGUGACACAGCCUAACCCACGUAUGACAAACAGAGCACAGCACUUUAGAGACUGCCACUCUCACUCAGACACAUAGCCAAGAGGUUCCAAUCUCUGUCCCUCCAGUCGCCUUCGUCCUCCUCGGAUCCAAACCUCAGUGUGAAGGAGUUGAAGGAACGUGUGGUACCAAACAGGGCAGUCGGUCAUUAAGUGUGCCUCAUGCUCUCGCGACUCGGGUGGUUGUAUUCUCUCUGGAGUCGACUCUUUGUUACAGCUAGGGCUGGGUGUCAAAACACAAUCUCACUUACCUCCUAGAGUUUGGCAUCGACCAUUUUGAAGCAUCUCAAACAGAAAAAAAAGAAGGUUUUUACAAUAGACUUUUGCACUGAAAUAUAAAGGUUUUCUUCUCGAAGGGCAUUUUUACUAAGAAACGCAACAUAAGUGGGAUAGAAAACUUCUUAAGAAAGCAUGAAAGACUGAUAAUAGUUUGCAUAUUGAAGUAUGCUUUUAACCAAGUGUCAUUUUACAGCAGCUUAUAGAGAUGGAAUUAACACAACCAGUGUCAGUAUUGAAGCGACGCCCAGCCCUAGCAGCAGCCAAUGGCGUCCAUCUUAGUGCCCUGCCAUGUGUCCCUGAUGGAGAGCGUGUGUGCCCAGCAGUAACCCUGUCUUGAGCCGGUAGGGUGUUGAAUAAAAACAGGGUGGUCUGUAGUUCUUUGGGUACCUUUUCAGUCCAGGGGGGGUGAAAUCUUUCUAUUACAAGAGAUCUAAGAAAACAAACACUGCACCUCACUUACCUUGGUAUGCUGCAUAUGUUAUACUACAUGAAAGAAAACUGCAAAUUGCUUUUAUUAUGACAUAUAAUGCUUGAGUAAUGCCUGAUAUUCUUAUACGGUAACUAUUUUAGAAUCAAAAUAAGUAUAACUGUAAAAAAUAUUCUCUGUUUUUUGUCUUAACACUUAUCCCGUUUUUGAGAAAUUGUUCUUGAGCCGACUUUUAUUUUGUUGUCCUAUUUAAAUGUGUUGUUCUUUAAAUGUAUAUAUGAAAUAUAUAUAUAUAUAUGCGGAAUAUUUUAUGGUGUAUUUAUUGAGAGUGCAUUCAAGCGGCUGGAGUCUCCGCAUCAUAUUGCAGCGUGGUGGGGGCGGGGCCAGGAGGAUGAGGCCUUUAGCCCCGCCCCCUCCACGUUGACCCCUUAUUCUCCGAGACACGCAAGCACAAUAAUAUGGAGGGGGGUGGGAGGUGGAGGACCUGAUGAUAUUUAUAGGUCAACUUUCCCUCCUCCUUUCCUAAAUAUUCUUUACCCUCCUCUUUUUUUCACCACCUGAAAUGCCAACCCCCACAGCUCAUCUCUGACAAAGGGUAGCCAUUUCUGAACCGCGCCGAGUGCUUAAUAGCCGCCUUUCUUCCAUCUCGAGCUGUUAAUUGGUACGUUAGCCAUGUAAAUUCCCUGAUCCUGUAAAAAGGGCUGGUGGGAAAGCGUAAAAUUUAAAGCAGCAGCGGGGAGAGGAAGAACAGAUGUUGGCAAGGCAGGAUUCUUUGGAUCAUGGUGAACAUUUUGGCGUCACUCAUUCCCUUAUAUUGUCUGUUUUCAUGUUGUUUUCCCUCGUGCCAGAACAUUUUCCAGCCGGGACAGGUCUCAUUCCACACAGAAACACAUGCCUCAGCCUUAAGUGCGUUAGUUGUCAGAUUUCCAUGUGACUUUAUGAUGCCUGUGUUGGGUUGCCUACAGAGAAACCAAGCCUACGUACUUGAUCUGCCCCGAUUCCCCGCCCUACAUCCUAAUUUCUUCUAAUUUCUCAUGUAAACCACUAACAUUGCUGAUGUACAAACAAGCUUUCACAGAUUUCUCUGUCCCAUUUGUACUGAUGUCAGACCAAAACAAGGUCCGGGUCAAACGGCAUUUGAAAGACUUAUUGGCAACAUGAUGAGCAGUGCUUACCGCCUCAGGACUAUCCUAAUAACUGAAUGAAAUGAAACCAUUUUGCUGAAUUGACUUUUAUACACCCUGACCCUGCAAGCUUAUUGGUUAUCAUUGUAAUGUCCUUGAUGGCAAAUCCAAAGAACAACAUUUUCAGAUGCAGUUUGACCCGGGCCUGGAUUUCAGAGACCUGUGCCUGUAUAACGAACCAAGAAUGAACCGCGUUGUGAUUCAUUUCUGUUUUAGUUUCUUUGUUUUUGUUCCUCAUCCCAUUAAAGGGAUCAAAGUCAUGGAGUGUUGUCAAUCCUAUCCUAAAGUGAAUAGGCCUUUAAACCAAAUCAUCUUGGUUUAAUUAGUUUACUCUCAUAUUUACACCCAUGGCUGUCAGAUAUUUGACCUGUUUUCAUCCCAUUAGCAUUCCAAAAAUAACCUUGAACCAAAUAUUGCAUAAGAGAUUAGGCUUCUGGUGCGGUUUUCCCCUCAUAUACACUAAAUGGUUUUGAAAACAGAUAUUUGACAGUGGCCAGGGGUGUGUGUACGCUGGUUGUUCAGAUUUUUUUCAAUGUAGCAUCACUCUUGUGUCUGUCUUAUUUCAAACUCAAUAUCUUAGGACUCUUGAUACCUCUGAGUGAUGCACCAGCAAACGGAUGUAAACCUUUACAGCCAGAUGAUCCAUGUCUCUGUGUGUUGCAAAGGCUCUGUUGAACCAACAGCUAUAUUCCUCUCAGUUUUAAAUGUCUCUUUUGUUUGUAACUCUCUCUUAUAGGUUGUUGGCCUUUUAGUGUUGCUUUGCUUCAGUUUGAAGUGUAUCUUUGACUAAUACUUGCAAUAAAAUGCUUUGCUUUA
Molecule: messenger RNA, 10273 nt
Organism: Trematomus bernacchii (emerald rockcod)
Lineage: Eukaryota; Metazoa; Chordata; Actinopteri; Perciformes; Nototheniidae
Gene: ago3a
Product: protein argonaute-3
Exons: 19
Coding region: 754-3354 (866 amino acids)
Biological process (GO): regulatory ncRNA-mediated gene silencing; regulation of stem cell proliferation
Molecular function (GO): protein binding; RNA binding
Source: RefSeq, a predicted model, not a curated record